Prunus persica (peach) is the source of this 1977-nucleotide messenger RNA. Its product is annotated as pentatricopeptide repeat-containing protein At2g35130. Lineage: Eukaryota; Viridiplantae; Streptophyta; Magnoliopsida; Rosales; Rosaceae. Gene Ontology annotation, molecular function: protein binding. The transcript is spliced from 8 exons. Bases 80 to 1816 code for a protein of 578 amino acids. The record is from RefSeq and is a predicted model, not a curated record.
CAACACUAUCUUCUUUCUUGCAAACUGAAAGCUCACAAAAAUACCAAACUGGAAGCUCCUCCUCCACCUCCAACCAUUCAUGUUGAUUGUUGAAUGUGCCAUCAGUUAUAUUUUCAUUGGGCCAAGAAUCUGUAGUAAGAGUAAUUUCAGAUGGAAAAUCAAGAGUUCCAUUGGUGGUGGAGCUGUCGAGAAGAGCAAGCGUGACAGCCUGUAUAUUGACAAACGUGGAAAAUUCAGAAGCUUCAACAACAAGAAAAUGUCUAGGAAACGAUGUGGUUCUCUAAGGGGGCGAGGAUGGAAAUAUGGAUCCGGGUUUGUUGAUGGAGUUUUCCCAGUGAUGAGCCCCACUGGUCAGAAGAUUCUGGACCUUGUACAGAAGGAAGUUGAUAAAAGCAGUAUUUGGGAAAUUCUUGAUACACUUCCAGCCUCUCAUACCAUAUGGGAUGAUAUCAUCAAUGUCGCUGUUCAACUUCGUCUCAAUAAACAGUGGGGCUCCAUUAUCUUGAUAUGUGAGUGGAUAUUGUACAAGAGCUCCUUCAAGCCAGAUGUCAUCUGCUACAAUUUGCUGCUAGAUGCUUAUGGGCAGAAAUCGCAACAUAAAGCGGCAGAAUCAACAUAUUUAGAACUUCUUGAAGCUCGAUGCAUCCCCACUGAAGACACUUAUGCCCUUCUUCUGAGGGCCUACUGCAAGUCUGGAUUGCUAGAUAAGGCUGAAGCCGUCUUUGGUGAAAUGAGAAAGUAUGGUCUUCCUCCAAGUGCAAUCGUGUUCGAUGCUUAUAUUAAUGGGUUAAUAAAAGGAGGAAACCCUCAAAAAGCACUAGAGAUCUUUCAGAGGAUGAAAAGAGAUCAAUGCCAACCAUCUACUGACACAUAUACGACGUUAAUCAAUUUAUAUGGAAAGGAAAGAAAAUCCCACAUGGCCUUAAAGCUGUUUCACGAAAUGAGAAGUCAGAAAUGUAAACCCAACAUAUGCACGUAUACUGCUUUGGUAAAUGCAUUUGCUAGGGAAGGACUUUGUGAGAAAGCAGAAGAAAUAUUUGAGCAGAUGCAAGAAGCAGGACACGAGCCUGACGUUUAUGCUUAUAAUGCACUUAUGGAAGCUUACAGUCGUGCAGGGUUUCCUUAUGGGGCUGCAGAAAUUUUCUCUCUCAUGCAGCACAUGGGAUGUGAACCCGAUAGAGCUUCAUAUAAUAUCAUGGUAGAUGCAUAUGGGAGAGCUGGUCUUCAUGAAGAUGCAGAAGUUGCAUUUGAAGAGAUGAAGCGAUUAGGAAUAACCCCAACAGUGAAAUCCCAUAUGCUGCUUUUAUCUGCCUACUCCAAAGCUGGCAAUGUAACAAAAUGUGAGGACAUUGUGAACCAGAUGCAAAAGUCUGGGCUGGAGCUAGACACCUUUGUCAUUAACAGUAUGUUAAACCUCUAUGGCCGGUUAGGUCAGUUAAAAAAGAUGGAGGAAGUUUUGACUGCAAUGGAAAAAGGACCAUAUGCAGCUGAUAUCAGUACAUACAACAUCUUGAUUAACAUUUAUGGACGGGCAGGGUUUUUCGAGAAGAUGGAAGAGCUCUUUCAAUCACUUCCAACCAAAAACUUAAAACCUGAUGUUGUGACUUGGACUUCUCGUCUUGGAGCAUACUCUAGAAAGAAACUAUACAAAAGAUGCUUGGAAAUUUUUGAAGAAAUGAUUGAUGCUGGUUGCUACCCAGAUGGGGGAACUGCCAAAGUACUUCUUGGAGCAUGUUCAAGUGAAGAUCAAACCGAGCAGGUUAGUACUGUUAUUAGAACAAUGCACAAGGAUAUCGGGACUGUUUUACCUAUCUGAUGGAUGGAUUUUAUUAAUUUUGAUCAUAAAGAUAGAUAUUCUAUAUAUAUGCAGCAAACGAGUUUCCCCACUUGAAUUUAUUCAGGACAAAUAUUUUGGAUUACGUUAUGGUCAUCCGUGUAUAGUUAUAUUAAAUUGCAAGAAGUUUGUCAUCUUUUUCA